This is a messenger RNA of Triticum aestivum (bread wheat), 1673 nucleotides long. RefSeq lists its product as uncharacterized. The transcript has a single exon. Gene Ontology annotation, molecular function: DNA binding; DNA-binding transcription factor activity. Bases 61 to 1497 code for a protein of 478 amino acids. The record is from RefSeq and is a predicted model, not a curated record. Gene Ontology annotation, biological process: regulation of DNA-templated transcription. Lineage: Eukaryota; Viridiplantae; Streptophyta; Magnoliopsida; Poales; Poaceae.
UCCUCCUCUGCCUCCACGAAAACCCCCGAGAACCUCACGCGCUCUCCCCACGGCGCUGCGAUGGCGGCGGAGGACGACGGGGCCGUGGCCACGGCCGGCGGCAGGAGGAAGAGGACGGUCCGGUCGGAGGUCCUCGGCGUGUACCGGCUGCAGCGCGGCAAGUACCGGGCGCGGAUCUGGGACCCGUCGCGGCGCGCCAUGAAGAACCUCGGCGCCUUCGCCACCGCCCAGGAGGCCGCCAGGGCGUACGACGCCGCCGCCGUCGGGCUGCACGGUGCGGCCACGGCGCUCACCUACUUCCGCCAGCACACGGCUGCCGACGGCGACGGCGACGCGCCGCUCCUGCACGUCGACACGGACGCCAAGGCCGAUGCCGGGGACGCGCCGCUCCUGCGCGUGUCGUGCGUGGGCGAGGACGUCUGCGCCGUGGAGUCGCGCCCAGGCCGGGAUGCGGCGGCAACCGCCAAGGAGAGGAAGGCGCCGCUCAGGCCGGUCGCCCGGGCCGUGUUCCGCCGCGUGCGCCGGAGGCCGAGCGGCAAGUGUGUGGCGAGGAUCAGAUGCCCAAAAGGGGGCGCUCGCGGGUACCUCGGCGGCUUCAACACCGCGGAGGAGGCCGCCAGAGCCUACGUCGCGUCGGCGGUCAAGCUGCGCGGCGCGAUCGGCCUGAAGAAGGCGCGCGCGGCGGGGGAGAUAAACUUCAAAGGUCAGGCCGGAAGGAAGGCGGCGGCGGCUAAGUCGAAGUCGAGGUCGAGGUCGAGCUCUCUGCCGGUGUUCCGCGGCGUGCGCCAGACGGGGGGCGGCAAGAAAUACUCUGCGCGCAUCUGGGACCCGGCGCGGCGAGCCAAGCUGUUUCUCGGCGCCUUCGACACGGCCGAGGAGGCCGCCGGAGCCUACGACGCGGAGGCCGUCAGGCUGCGCGGCGCCAAAGCUAAAACCAACCUGAAGCAGCAGCCCAUGGCGAGGAAGAAGACGGCGGGAAGGACGGACACCGGGACCAAGUUCCGCGGCGUGCACCGGAAGCCCAGCGGCAAGUACGCGGCCCAGAUCAGACACGCCGGGGAGAAUUCUCGGUGGCUCGGCCUCUUCGGCCCCGCCGAGGACGCCGCCAGAGCGUACGACGCCGCAGCCGUCAAGCUGCAUGGCGUGAAGGCCAUAACCAACUUCAAGCAACCACCCAUGGCCGCCGCCGCCGUCGCCGUUGAUGACGGCGUGCAGCCGCCCAUGGAACUCAACGACGUCCCGGAGCUGCGUGGCGUGACGGCCAAAACCAACCUCAACCAGCCACCCAUGGUCGCCGGCUCUGCUGAUGACGGCGAGGAGUCGCGCAUGGACCUCGCCGACAACGACUUCCCGGAGCAGCCGGCGCUCGACCUCUUCUCGGGCACCAUCACCGCAGACGCACAGCUCGACGAUGUGUUCGCCGACUUGCCGCCGUUGGAUUUGCAGCAGGUGGACGAGCUCCUCAAGGAAAUGGACUUCGCCAAUAUGAUGGCCUGACUUGCGCGUGUUCGUCCGGCGUAAAACAGAACAAUGACGAAAUGCGGCCAAUUCUGUCAGGGGCUUAGAAUUGCACAGCUGAUCAAAUUCUCUUUUUUGUUUGAAUAUUGGGAAACAUGGUACUUUAUUCAGCUAUAAUGUUGGUUCUAGGUAAUGUUAUCUCUUAACCAUGAGUC